CUAUGAGUUAACCUUUGUAAAGUGUAGUGUAUGUACUUUACUAGCGGCACCCGGAGUCAUUCAAUAACAAUGACUUAUAAUACUAGUGAUCUUUGAUAGUAUAUAUGACCUCUAAUUUAGUCGCGGAUAUUUAUUAAUUAUUUAAUGAUAGUUAAUGAUAGUUAAGGUUGAAGUUUUGUUACAGUUACAUAUUAUUGGUAUAACAAUAUUUCAAAGAAGCAUGGAUCAUAUUAUUGCACAUGACAUACACAAAAAACCUCACACGCAGGAUAUUAAAAUAAAAGAUGUCACAUUUUUUCAAAUGGGAUUUUCUCAAAAGAUCCUGGAUGGAUUAUUCGGUUGUGGAUUUGAGAAACCAUCGCCGAUACAGUUGAAGGCGAUUCCAUUAGGACGGUGUGGAUUUGAUCUUAUUAUGCGUGCCAAAUCGGGGACUGGUAAAACAUUAGUAUUUUGUGUGAUAGCACUUGAGAUGGUCGAUGUACAAGUACCAUCUGUGCAAGUAUUAAUGCUAGCACCAACCAGAGAAAUUGCAGUUCAGAUUUCAGAAGUUUGCUCAUCCAUAGGAUGUGAAAUGAAUGGCUUAAAAGUUGAAGUAUUUAUUGGAGGAAUGGCUCUAGAAGGUGAUAAAAAGAAAGUAAAUGGUUGUCAUAUAGCUGUUGGUGCUCCGGGAAGAAUUAGACAUUUAAUUGAGAAAGGACUGCUAAUAGUUGAAAAUGUUAGAUUAUUUAUUCUAGAUGAAGCUGACAAAUUAAUGGAAAGCAAUUUUCAGAAGGACAUUAACUUUAUUUUUUCAAAAUUACCAUUGAGUAAACAAGUAAUAGCAUCGAGCGCAACUUACCCUGGUGAUCUUGAAACCUUUUUAUCAACAUAUAUGUGUUCUCCAGUUUUAACAUCUCCAGAUAAUGAUGGUCCGAUACUUAUUGGAUUAAAACAAUUUGUAGCUAUCGUUCCCUUUCAUCCAAAUGCAAUGAAACAGGUCCAAAUAAAAGUAGAUCAACUGAUAAAAAUAUUUAAUAAAGUUCAGUUCAAACAAAGCCUGGUCUUUUCGAAUUAUCAAUCAAGAGCACAAUCUGUAUGCAACAAAAUUAAUUCUAUGGGUUUCACGGCGACUUAUAUUGUCGGGAAUCAAGACAUGAAGAAAAGACUUGAAGCAAUCAAUAAAUUAAAAACAUUUAAAUGUAGGAUAAUGCUAACGACAGAUUUAACUGCAAGAGGUAUAGAUGCAGACAAUGUCAAUUUAGUCGUUAACUUCGAUUCGCCUACAGAUCCAGCGACAUAUUUGCACAGAAUAGGAAGAGCUGGUCGUUAUGGAUCGUAUGGUAUUUCAAUCACAAUAAUUGCAGACAACGAACUUGAAACAUUCGCACAAUUAUUAGGCUCAGUUGGUGGCUCAAACUUUUAUGUACUUAAACUCCCUACAAAUCCAGAUAAUAUUUGGACUAUUCCUGUUAGCAAACUCGAAAAAGUUUUUGCAAAAUCUGAAGCUAAAGGAAGUGCAUUAAGAUCUGAUAUAUCUACCGCAAGAGAGUUAAAUGAUUCAAGUACAAUAGAUGAUAGAAUUCGGUUAGAAAAUGAUAAAAAUUUAAACAGUGAUGAAGAUUUUGGAAACGAAGACAACGUAAUUACGAAUAAUGCACAGUCCACAAACAAUGUAGAAGGCACUGUAAUUAAAAAUACUAGAAAUAUCCAUAAAAGAAAUAAAUUUAAAGCGAGGUACUCAUGUUUGGAAAAUAGUGAUGAUAAAAGUGAGAAGGGAAAAGAAAUAGAAGUCAAAUGUUAUAGUACACUGCAACCGAAGGUUAUACAUAAAUUUAAAUUAGACCCUGUUCCAGACAGUCCUUCUGAUUGGGAAAAAGCUAAUGAGGAAACGGAGUUUGAAGUUGACUUGACGGACGUGCGACAGGCUGAUCUAUCCGAUACUGAUAUUGAAAACAUUAUUGAACGUUUAAGAUAUAAUUUUCCUAGCAAAAAAUUGGAUGAAGAAUCUACUAUAGAUAUUACUACAAAUACAGAGUCACCGACAACGGAUCCAGAUCAUCAAGAUCAUCAGAAUGAAAUAAUCAAUUCUUUUUGUUAUUUCAGUAUGACAGAUUUCAGUAAAAACUACAUUGACGAAAAACCUGAGGAAAUGCAAAUAAAACAGGCAACCGCGUGGAAACAAAAAUUGAAUCUUGAAAUUGGAUUAUUAAAUUACAUAUUGGAAACUAUGACAGAAUCUAUACAACGAUUGCUAUACUUUGAGCAUAUUAAGAAGCUCAAAACAUUUUUUAAUGUACAGAAACAAGCAGUUUUGUGCAUUUAUCCAGAAAUACGGAAUGAAGAGGAAGUCAACGAUACCUAUCUGUAUUCUCUCUCUUCUGGCUCAUUGCAUACGGAUUUAUUGCAGCUAUAUAGAGAAAUAGAAGAUUUCAAAACAUUCCAUAGAAAAUCUGACAAAGAGUUUUAUGCAUAUUUUCCAUACCCUGUUAAAGAAGACGAAUAUAUGCCGAAUCUCAUGAUUUCAAAGUCCGAUAUAGACGAUUAUCGCAACGCAUUGCGAUAUUUCAGGUCGAACCCUUAUCCCGGCGAAAAAUUAUUAGAAAUAAUAGAUUUUAUAGCGUCCAUAAGCGAAGCUAUGCAAUAUAACAUCCUUCAAAAAUUACAAGUUGUAAAAGAAAAAUCGUUUGAUGAAUUAUUAAUAAUACUACGAAAUGAAGCAGCAAACGAUGAAUUGAAUGAAGACGAAUGUGUAGAAAAUGAAAUCGAUGAGUCAGAAGAAACUGAACAAGAAUAUACAACUGUGGACCAAGAAGAGUUACAACAUAUAGAAAAUUUAAAUGAUCUAAAAACCGACACCACAUAUUAUCAUUCACCGAAUAAAGAUAUUAACGAAGACAAAAUUAAUAUUGAACAAUUUUUAACAUCAUUAAGAGCUGAUACAGACCGUUUACAUAUGGAAUUGUAUAAAUCGCAGAUACUAUGGGAUAUGGGAUAUCGGAUAUGGGAUAUGGGAUUUGAGAUAUGGAAUACUAUGGGAUAUGGGAUAUCGGAUAUGGGAUGUGUGAUAUGA
Molecule: messenger RNA, 3049 nt
Organism: Megalopta genalis
Lineage: Eukaryota; Metazoa; Arthropoda; Insecta; Hymenoptera; Halictidae
Source: RefSeq, a predicted model, not a curated record